This is a messenger RNA of Daphnia carinata, 3522 nucleotides long. RefSeq lists its product as uncharacterized. Gene Ontology annotation, molecular function: 3',5'-cyclic-AMP phosphodiesterase activity. Lineage: Eukaryota; Metazoa; Arthropoda; Branchiopoda; Diplostraca; Daphniidae. The transcript has 17 exons. The coding region runs from base 384 to 3326 and encodes 980 amino acids. The record is from RefSeq and is a predicted model, not a curated record.
UGAGGGAGACGUGCCAGAGUGAGGGCGCUUGUGUUUAGGCUGCUUGUGUAAGUGGGAGAGUGAGUGUGUUCUGGCUGUUCAUAACUCUUGUCUGUAUGGCAAAAUUCCUUUAACUUGCGUUGAUUCAAAUAUUUUAUGUGUAUGUGGAUUGUACUGUAGCAGUUGGAGUGGAGGGCAAAUCACGUUUUCCCUCUUUCUUUUACAUGUGUGCAUGUGUACACUUUCAGUUUCCACUUCGUUUUUCUGACAGCUUGAAUGGUUUGGACCCGUUUUGAUUUCAUCUGCAGCCUUACUCAGCGAGAUGUUGGUGCCUAGUCUUGUGGAAACCUAUACUUUUCGGACAGAUCGGAUCAUCUGUUUGGCGAGGUGAUAAACUAGAAAAAAUGCUGCCCUUCACGACGUGCUUCCUCGGUGGAAGCAGAGAAAGGAAUUUCGUAUUGCUCACCAAUAUGCCCGUUUCGGUCUCCACGGAUAACCAGAGCAAAGCUUCGUUCACCUUUACCGAGAGACCUGCAUGGAAUAAGGCACAGCUGAAAGGUCGUCAAGUCACUAGCCCAUCUACGAACAAGCCCCUCCACAUGCCAGAUCUAGCCGAGGAAUCUAAAUCUCAGUCGCUAGAGAGACAGGUGCGCCCAUGCUGGUCUCACAGCGGUCGGUUUCUCACGCUGCACAAACGACGGAAAAAAAGGCCACCCACUCGGGCUAUGACGUCGGACCAGGCCCUCCUUGAUGACCUCUAUCACGGCCCCACGCAUGUACUUUUGGCGAGAAUCAGCGAAUGGCCUUUCAACGCUUUCGCCCUGGACAGAGCUACUGGGGGACGACCUCUACCAACCCUCUGCUUCCAUCUGUUUCACCAUUACGGACUAAUGGCGCACUUUCAUCUCGAUCCUGUCAAAGUCUGGAAAUUUUUUAGUCUAGUAGAAGAAGGCUAUCACAGCAACAACCCUUAUCACAACGCCAUCCACGCUGCUGAUGUCACACAAGCCAUGCACUGUUUCCUUCAAGAAGAAAAGAUGCGUCGCCAUUUAACUCCACUGGAAAUUGCCGCCUCACUAAUUGCUGCCAUGGCUCAUGAUCUGGACCAUCCUGGUGUUAAUCAACCAUUUUUAGUGGCCACUUCCAAUCAUUUAGCGUCUCUCUAUAAAAACGCUUCCGUGCUAGAAAAUCAUCACUGGCGGUCGGCUAUGGCUUGCUUAAUGGAAAGUGGGAUGAUGGACGGUCUGGAACGCACUUCGGCUCACGAGUUACAGCGUCAAAUCCAGUCGCUAAUUUUGGCCACUGAUAUCGCUCGGCAACAAGAAUUUCUCAGCGCAUUUCAAGGAUUUUUGAACAAUGACUCGCUGGAUAUGCGAACGGGAGAUCACCGUCACUUUAUGCUGCAAAUUGCACUCAAGUGCGCCGACAUCUGUAACCCCUGUCGUCCCUGGGAAGUAAGUCGUGCUUGGAGUCUGCAAGUCAGUGAAGAAUUCUAUCGCCAAGGAGACCUGGAACGACGUUUGGGCUUGUCUGUCACACCAUUGUGCGAUCGCUACACUUCGUCCGUUUCAAAGAUCCAGACUGGGUUUUUCCGAUUCAUCGCCGCUCCUCUUUUCGAAGAGUGGCACCGCUUCCAAGCCACUCCACUCUCUUGGAGCAUGUUGAACUACCUCCGCUCCAACAAGCUUAAAUGGGAUUCCAUCUUGAAUGGCGAAGAAACGGGUGACGCAAGUUUGGCCGAGCAUCAGCUGCGCGAUCCGGCCUGGUCGGAACUUGGCGUUUUGGAAAUGGGUAUCGAAAAAAUCCACUUGAGGAGGGCGUCGCUACCUGUCGGACGUUCUGGUCUGUGGACGUCGAACACUGCCAAUUCUUCUCGAGUGUCGGAUGUCGAACGCUCAAUGGAGGAGGACGGCUGCAACGUCGUCACGGAGUCUUCUGAUGUAGAAUCUCACCCGCUUCGAUCUCUGUUACCGGUUGAAAACCAUGAUGAUUCCAGCCUGCCUGAUUGCGUCGCUAGCGACAACGCGCAGACAGCAGAUAUUUCUCGACUUCCUGUUGGUCUUCCAGCACGCCUACCUCAUCGGCGGGAGAGUCUUCCCUUCAACUUUCCUGAUCGGUCUCGACCCGAAUGCUUUCUGAGGCAAGGACGGCGGGAGAGCUUACCAACCGAUUGUUCGAGAACUUUGAAUGCCUCCGACGUUCUUCCUGAAUUGAACAUCACCUCAAUGGCGCCUCUACCUUGGAAGAAGGAGAAGAGGGCUAGUCAGCCCAAUUGCGUUCAACCAGCUACCUCUGUUCCGUCCACUUCUUCAGAUCCAACUUUCGGAUGCGCAGAUGAGAAAGAGAAUAUCGUUUCGACUGCCUAUCUCAAAACGGAAACGUCCCGAUUAACACUAAGAAGAGGAUCCGCCCCAACUGCCCUGCAUCCGCUAAACUGGCUGGAUAGUCCGCGCAGCAAACGCAAUUCUUCGAUGACGCAUUUUGGACGUCAGGGUUCACUCAGAUUGACAAACUUGGACCAAAGCGAGCCAGGUCUUCGGCGUCGCGGAUCGUUGCCAUACGAGCUCGGUAGAAAACUCUCUGGUCACGAUUGCAUCGUUGGUCGGCUCAUUCCAGAGACUUCCGAUUGCGCGAAAAUUGACGUUGGAGUGAGACGCGGCUCGGCCCCCUCAGACUUGCUUCGUAACACGGGCGCUUCCAUCGCAAGUUGCUGGAUCCAGCUUCGCGAUCGAGUGAAAAUGAAGGGUAAAGAGAUUGCGUUGAGUACCGGGACUGGGUUGAUGAAUGACAGUGGAUGUGGACUUGCCGUCCGCGAAUGCCGAAGACGCUCACUCCGUCGGCGUCGCUCGGGAGGGCCGGAACUCUUCGCCUCGGUCGUCCGCCGUAGUAACAAUUUUCCUUCGGCUCAGCUGCCUCCGCUACCUCAAAGUGCUACCUGCACUCAUGCCAAAUUAAAGAGGACGUCUUCGUUAUCGCCACCGGAAAGUAUCAAUCCUAUAGUAGGAUCUGGAGAUUGUCAUCGCGAUUGGCUUCUACUGGGAAGGCGUGGUUCUGGUGCACUUGAACUCUUGGCUGGACUUUGGCGCCAGAAUCGCGAUCGAUCUGAACGCUCCAGUUUUGAAUCAGAUGAUUCUCUUUUAAUGUUUUGUUCUUAUACAGGACCCCACCGUCAGCGGUUGUCAAUGGAUUCUUCUUCGUCAUCAGACGGUAUCCCAUGCUCAGCCCUAGAAGAGUACUGCCAUUUGGUGGGCCAUGGGAGGACUCAGCGAAGAGGGUCAUGCCCAACCGACCAUUCCGUUUUAUCAGGAAGCUCCAGUGCGAAUUUGACGCAAUUGAACAGCAGAUAACACACGGCGUACAUGGAUCAAGUUUCCAUCGGCAGCUUCUCACUCUGUUUGAUGGAUAUUUUUAUACAUGAUUUAUUUUCUUUUUUUAUGAAGCUCAGUGUUGAUAUCUUUAAACAGAAACUCUCAUCCUUUUACUUUCUUUCAACGGCUGAAUGUUUUUGCUCAACAAAAAUGACAAACGAAAUUCCACCAAAAA